Eremothecium gossypii ATCC 10895 is the source of this 1824-nucleotide messenger RNA. RefSeq names its product putative ATP-dependent RNA helicase DBP6 (gene DBP6). The transcript has a single exon. Gene Ontology annotation, molecular function: nucleic acid binding; ATP binding. The record is from RefSeq and is marked provisional. Gene Ontology annotation, cellular component: nucleus. Lineage: Eukaryota; Fungi; Ascomycota; Saccharomycetes; Saccharomycetales; Saccharomycetaceae. The coding region runs from base 1 to 1824 and encodes 607 amino acids.
AUGUUUGCUGCAAGGUUUGAUCCAAGUAGGCAUUAUGAAGAGGGUGAUACUGCUCCUCCUGCGCCUUCUUUGCCGAUGAAGAGGAGCAGAGAUGCCCAACAAGACGAGAGCGAAAGCGAGAUGAGCAGCGCAGAGAGCGAAGAUGAGGCCAUGCAGCUCGACGAUGAGGAGGAGGUCGUCGAUUCCAAGGGAAAGGAGAAUCACGGAUCUGAUAGCAUAGGCACCGGGGAGGCGGACAAGAGACACCAGUCGGUGCUGUCCAGGUUCCAGCGAACCAUCUCGGUACAGGAUAAGCUGGAUUCCGACGCCAUAGUCGGAUCAGAUAGCGAGGAGGAGCCCGCAAAAAUGCAUGGGCUGGUUCCAAUUGCGCAACCGGCUAUUGUGAGGGACACCCUAGCCCAGGAUAGCAGGAAGGAGCGCAAGCUGCUGGCGUGGUCCAACACAACGAAAAUCCACUACGACAGCACGAUGACGAAGCCCUUUGCGGCAUACAAGGAUAUAUUAUCUACAAGCCUACUUGCGAACGUUGAGGGCGGGUUUUCGCGGACGGCGUUUCCCAUACAGACGGCACUGCUGGACUCGGUUUUGCCGUUGAUGUCACAGGCAUACAGCGUCUCUAAGCGGUACUACACAAGAAAAGUCGGCGACAUACUGGUAAAUGCAUCUACUGGGUCGGGGAAAACCCUGGCGUAUGCUAUGCUUCUUAUACAUAUACUAAGCAGGCGCACUGUGAACAAGCUGCGUGCGGUAAUCCUGGUUCCCACCAAGCUGUUGGUGCAUCAGGUAUAUGACACAGUCCAAGCGCUAGCAAAGGGAUCGAGUGUGGUAGUUGCAGUGUCCAAGAUGGAUACCUCGCUGAAAGAAGAAUCUGCCAAGUUGAAGGCCCAGGAGCCGGACGUACUGAUCAUCACGCCCGGGAGACUGGUCGACCAUUUAAAUAUGCAGACAUUCUCCCUGAAAAACCUCAAGUUUCUUGUGCUUGACGAAGCGGAUCGCUUGCUGAACCAGUCAUUUCAGAACUGGUGUAUCGAGCUCAUGACGCGCCUGAACGCGGAACGGCCAUUUAAAGGUCCCGGUAACGUGAUCAAGAUGAUUUUCUCUGCUACUCUCACAACGAAUACCGAGAGGCUCCAUGACCUGCAAUUGCAUAACCCUAAGCUUUUCCUCAUGGGAUCACAACUGUAUCAUAUGCCUGCGCAGCUUCAGGAGUAUAAUCUUCCAAUCCCAACAUCCAAAAGCUACGCCAAGCCGCUCAUACUCCUACGCCUGCUACCGCUACUGUCAACGGAGAGCCUGCGCAUCCUGGUGUUUGUGAAGAGCAAUGAGGCUUCCAUUCGUUUGGCGGCUCUUCUCACUGCCAUGGUUGGCAAUGGCCUCUCAGCAGUCUCAACGACCGUCGGCUCCAUCAACAACAACAAUUCCAAGGCCACCAACAGAAAGCUAAUUGAAGCGUUUGCUGCCGGCGCCUCCGGCCAUUGUAGCAUUCUUGUGUCGACAGACUUAAUGUCUCGCGGCCUGGAUAUCUCCGGCAUUUCUCAUGUGAUAAACUACGACUUGCCCAUCUCAUCGCAGCAGUAUGUCCACCGGUGUGGCAGAACUGCCCGUGCCAAUACCUCAGGUACCGCCGUGAAUUUGCUCGUAGGCAAAGGUGAGCAGAAUUUCUGGAAAGACCACAUCGAUUCCGAUAUUUCACGGGCGCCAGACGGCUCUCACCUAUUUUUCGAUGAGGAACAACGUGAACAGCUAGUUUCGCUCAGUGAAGAAGAUACUGCAACCUACAAGAAAUGCCUGGAAGAGCUCAAGAAAAGUGUUUUAGGCCGCUAA